CUUUUGUAUUCAGCCCGGACACUUGUUCCGUGUGCACCUCCUGAACUGUUGUUUGUCUCAUGUAUUGUAUUAAGUUUGUUCGGCGGUGGAUUGAUAAGAGUUUCUGAAUUCACAACAUCCUGCACCUGUGCUGCUGCUCCCUUAAUCUCUGGGCAUGUCUCAGGACAGUCACCAUGGCAAGUGGACCAUCUCCAGCAGUGAUGACGAUGAUGAUCUUCCUCUUUCGGGGACGACCAAAUCAUCUACCACCAUCCCAAAAAUAGAAGAAGCCACUGUAGAGGUGAAACCAGAACCAGCUAACACCCCUGUAUCCUCACUUGUGAUUGGCUCUGAGGCCAGACAGUCAGCAGCAGCGAACCAGGUAAAUCCACUGAAGUAUGAAAGUAGUCCUUCGUUGGCUGGAAAAAGGAAAAAAGAGGUGUCAGACGGCUCAGGCUGGACUCUCUCGGAUAGUGAGGAUGAUGAUGGAGACGAGAAGGGGAAGAGUCUUGGUAACUCCCCAAAGAGGGCGCCUCCAAGCCCCAAAACAAAGAAGGUGAAGGUGGAGACUGAGCGGCCCCCAAGUCCCCACGGCCGCCUCUACUAUAUCGACGAGCCAGAGGACUUCUUUGAGUCCAGUAUUCCUUGUCUGAAUGACCCCUACAGGUUUUACCUCAACAAAGUGACAGGCCUGGACAGGAAGUACAACAGUGGAGCUCUGCACAUCAAAGACAUUCUCUCUCCACUCUUUGGGACCCUGAAAGAGUCGGUUCAGUUUAACUACUGCUUUGAUAUUGCCUGGAUGGUUGAUCAGUACCCAUCAGAGUUUAGGGAUCGUCCAGUUCUGGUCGUUCACGGAGAUAAAAGAGAGGCCAAGGCUCGGCUGCUGCAGCAAGCCAAGCCUUUUCCACAUGUUCGCUUCUGCCAGGCCAAGCUGGAUAUUGCUUUUGGAACGCACCACACGAAAAUGAUGUUGCUGUGGUAUGAGGAAGGCUUCAGAGUCAUUAUAACGACCUCCAACCUCAUCAGGGCUGACUGGUACCAGAAAUCACAAGGGAUGUGGAUGAGCCCCCUGUUUCCACGGUUACCAAAUGGCAGUAGUGACGACGAAGGUGAGUCUCCAACCUUCUUUAAGAGGGACCUGCUGGAAUACCUGGCAUCGUACCGCGCACCGGAACUGGAGGAGUGGAUCCAACGAAUCAGAGAGCACGACCUGUCAGAGACCAGGGUUUAUUUGGUCGGCUCAACCCCAGGGAGAUAUGUCGGCCCUGACAUGGAGCGCUGGGGCCACCUCAGGCUGAGGAAGCUGUUGUAUGAGCACACAGAACCGAUUCCCGGGGAAGAAAGCUGGCCUGUGAUUGGCCAGUUCUCCAGCAUCGGCUCUUUAGGACUGGAUAAGACCAAAUGGUUGACAGGGGAAUUUCAGCGCACCAUGACCACGCUGGGAAAAUCCUCAGUUCGCUCAGCCCCCCCACUGCAAUUGGUGUAUCCAUCAGUUGAAGAUGUGAGGACAAGUUUAGAAGGCUAUCCAGCCGGAGGCUCUCUACCCUACAGCAUCCAGACAGCUCAGAAACAACUCUGGCUCCACUCCUUCUUCCACCGUUGGAAGGCAAAUGCGACAGGAAGGAGUCAUGCCAUGCCACACAUCAAGACAUACAUGAGGGCGUCACCCGACUACACUCAGCUUGCCUGGUUCUUCGUCACAAGUGCCAACCUGUCCAAAGCAGCAUGGGGUGCGCUGGAGAAGAACAACACUCAGGUGAUGGUCCGCUCAUACGAGCUCGGAGUCCUCUAUGUGCCGUCUGCCUUUAACAUGAAGACCUUCCCUGUUAGCGGAAAUCCAUUUCCUGUCUCCUCUUCCUCUGGUUUCACUGUGCCAUUUGACCUCCCCCCCACAUGCUACUGUCUCAAAGAUCAGCCUUGGAUCUGGAACAUUCCGUACAACCAGGCUCCCGACACACACGGCAACAUCUGGGUUCCCUCCUGAACACACAGACACACAAGUACACACACACAUACACAUACACUUAUACCAAUAGACUUGUUGUUUAUUUUGUUUAGCACUUGCCUAUAUGUAUGUAUUAGUUGUCUGUAGCAUUUGUUUUUUAUAUUAUAUACCGUCCUGUAUACUCAUCAUGUUUUCUAAAAAUAAAUAACUCAAUGUUUUCAUUCUCUACUUGUGAAGUUACCUUUUUCUGUAAAGCAUUUAAAUGUGAAAGGACAUGUGUUUGCGUUUAACAUAUGAAUUUGUAGUCAUUCAUUGACUAAUGAUAUAGGAAAACACCAUUAAAAUAAUCAUGUCAAAAUAAAAUGCAUUUCACAGAUUUAAUAACAUUACAGUUAUAUAAGUAAAACAAUGCAAGUACUGCAGUUGAGAGAUUUAAGAUCAUAUUUCAACAUAAGGAUUUUUCAUUUACUUUUUGUGCGGAGUAUGUUGCCAAAUUAUCUGCAGUGAGAGAAGACAUUUUUCCUUAAUUGUGUUAUUUUAGGAUUAAAUGCAGCAGAUUCAGCAUUUUUCUGAGUCAACCUCAGAUCCUGCAACAAAAGGCCAAUUUCUGUAGUCUAAGGAAAAUUCUAAAUAUGUUGAAUAUGUUCAGCGGUAAGUAUUUGUUUCUGACUAUCAUUUGUGGAUAAAAAACUGAAUUCACACAACUUUAUUUCACAUAUACUGGACUUGCAAGGACACGCAGUAUAGUCUGUUAAUAGUUUUCGUAUUAACACUUUUCCUUACAUGCACCAGGUGGUAAUCAGGACCUACAGCACUGCAGGUUGAUAAUUGCAUUCCUUAAGUCUCCCGGGUGUUAAUUUGUCACUGAUUCAGCAACUACAAUGCAAACCGGCAUGACUGUGUAAUGAGCACUUGUGUCACUGAUAGGAUCUAUACAACGUCACAAGUAGGAUCACUGCCCUUGUGCUUUUUGUUUUGAGUGGUGAAAUGUAUGAGAAUGUUUUAAGUCAGUAAUGUUCAUAAAUAAAAACUGGGACUUGGUUGUUUCAAUUAUUCAAAUGUAAGGAGAAAUCCAGCAGUGUAUUUUCUCCUGCAUUAUUUGCACAUUGGUCAGUUGCAACAUUCUCUUACACUAUUUCAACUGUAUUCUGUUUUUUGUUUUGCACUAUUCUUAUUGUUUUAUGUCUUAUAUUUAUGUUGCAUUGUUGAAGGACUGUUACUGUGCAUAGGACAUUAAAGACUUUGAAUCCUUGAGAUGUGUAACAAGGCACCUUGAGGAGGCUUUAAAUAUGA
Molecule: messenger RNA, 3220 nt
Organism: Eleginops maclovinus (Patagonian blennie)
Lineage: Eukaryota; Metazoa; Chordata; Actinopteri; Perciformes; Eleginopidae
Gene: tdp1
Product: tyrosyl-DNA phosphodiesterase 1
Exons: 16
Coding region: 155-1966 (603 amino acids)
Biological process (GO): DNA repair
Cellular component (GO): nucleus
Molecular function (GO): single-stranded DNA binding; double-stranded DNA binding; 3'-tyrosyl-DNA phosphodiesterase activity
Source: RefSeq, a predicted model, not a curated record